Messenger RNA from Neofelis nebulosa (Clouded leopard), 6136 nucleotides. It is a transcript of the gene CR1L, whose product is annotated as complement C3b/C4b receptor 1 like. Gene Ontology annotation, biological process: negative regulation of complement activation, classical pathway. The record is from RefSeq and is a predicted model, not a curated record. Lineage: Eukaryota; Metazoa; Chordata; Mammalia; Carnivora; Felidae. Bases 91 to 2739 code for a protein of 882 amino acids. The transcript is spliced from 19 exons.
GCAGCGCUGGGAGCGAGCGCGUUGCCUCUCAUCUCCCCCCUGCGCUCUCUGCUGCGCUUUCCUUCGAGGUCGCACCUCUUCCUGGAGAGAAUGGGAGCCUCUUCUCGGAGGAGCCCGCAGCCUCUCGGGCCGCCGGCGCCCCCUCUCUCCCGCUCCGGAGGAGCCCUCCUCGCGGUUCUGCUGCUGCUCACGCUGCCGGCGGCCUGGGGUAAUUGCAAAGCCCCGGCACAGCUCCCGUUUGCCAGGCCUACAGAACCGAUUGAGAAGUCUGAGUUUCCCAUUGGGGCAUCUUUGAACUACAUAUGCCGCCCUGGUUACUACAAGAAACAGUUCCGUAUCACCUGCCAAGAGAACUCGACCUGGUCAAGUGCUGAAAACAAAUGUGAACGUAAAUCAUGUGGAACUCCUCCAGAACUCAUCAAUGGCAGAAUGACCAUAAACGGAGACACCAAGUUUGGAUCAACUAUUAAUUAUGCUUGUAAUGAAGGAUACCGACUCAUUGGUCAGCCCUCUAGCACGUGCCUCAUCUCGGGCAAUAUUGUCGUCUGGGAUAACAGCCCACCUACUUGUGAAAGAAUUCCUUGUGGGCCGCCCCCGAACAUUGCCAAUGGAAGUUUCACUAGCAUCAACAGAGAAUAUUUUCCAUACGGGACGGUGGUGACCUAUCGCUGCAAUUCUGGACAGAGAGGGAAAAAGCCGUUUGAGCUUGUGGGCCAGCCGUCAAUAUAUUGCACCAGCAAAGACAACCGCGUCGGCACGUGGAGCGGCCCUCCCCCUCAGUGCAUUAUACCUAAUAAAUGCACACCUCCGGAAAUUGAAAAUGCAAUAAUAGUAUCUGAGCGCAAAACCUUAUAUUCCUUAAAUGAAAUCGUGGUGUUUAUGUGUGAGUCCGGCUUUGACAUGAAAGGACCCUCCAGUGUGAAAUGCCAACCUCGAAACAGAUGGGAGCCACAGCUGCCAAGCUGCUCUAGGCUAUGUGCGCCGCCUCCAGAAAUUCCGCAUGGUAAGCCCACCCCAAGCGACAAGGACAGUUUUUCCCCUGGGCAGGAAGUAUUCUACAGUUGUGAGCCUGGCUAUGAUCUCAGAGGGACCGCUUCUGUGCGCUGUACGCCCCAGGGAAACUGGAGCCCAGCAGCCCCUACAUGUGCAGUGAAAUCAUGUGAUGACUUCCUGGACCAACUCCCUAACGGUCGUGUGCUCUUUCCACUUAAUUUCCAGCUUGGGGCAAAAGUGUCCUUCAUUUGCAAUGAGGGGUUCCGUUUAAAGGGAAGUUCUGCUAGUUACUGUACCUUGGUUGAAAUGAAAACCCUUUGGAACAACAGUGUUCCUGUGUGUGAGCAAAUCUUUUGUCCAAGCCCUCCAUCUAUCCUUAAUGGGAACCACACCGGAACUCCUCAGGGAGGAGUUCCCUAUGGAGAGGAAGUUACUUACAUGUGUGACCCCCGCUCAGCCAGAGGGAUGACCUUCAACCUCAUCGGGGAGAGCACCAUCCGCUGCACAAGCGACGGUGAAGGGAACGGGAUUUGGAGCGGCCCUGCCCCUUCCUGUGAACUUGCUGGUCCUGCUGGUUACUGUAAAGCCCCAAAAGAGUUUCCAUUUGCCAAGCCUACAACUCAGACUGAUGAAUCUGAGUUUCCAGCUGGGACAUCUUUGACUUUUAAAUGUUCCCCUGGGUAUUUUGAGUCCACGUUUUCUAUCACCUGCUUAGAAAACUUGGUCUGGUCCAGUGCCGAAGAUACGUGUAGACGAAAAUCAUGUGGAGCUCCUCCAGAACCCUUCAAUGGCAUGGUACAUAUAAACACAGAUACCCAGUUUGGAUCAACAGUUAAUUAUUCUUGUAAUGAAGGGUAUCGACUCGUUGGCUCCCCUUCUGCAGCUUGUCACCUCUCAGGCAAUACUGUCACUUGGGAUAAGGAAACACCUGUUUGUAAGAGAAUCUUUUGUCCAAGUCCUCCAUCUAUCCCUAAUGGGAACCACCCCAGAACUUCUCAGGGAGAUGUUCCCUAUGGAGAGGAAGUUACUUACAUGUGUGAACCCCGCUCGGCCAGAGGGAUGACCUUCAACCUCGUCGGGGAGAGCACCAUCCGCUGCAUAAGCGACGGUGAAGGGAACGGGAUUUGGAGCGGCCCUGCCCCUUCCUGUGAACUUGCUGGUCCUGCUGCAUGCCCACAUCCACCCAGGAUCCACAAUGGGCAUUACAUUGGAGAACAUCCAUUUCCAUAUCUUCCUGGGAUGACGGUCAGCUACACUUGUGACCCAGGCUACUUGUUGGUGGGAAGGAGCUUCAUCUUCUGCACAUACCUGGGAACCUGGAGUCAUUUUGAACAUUAUUGCAGAGAGGCAAAAUGUAGACUCCCAGCGCAUAUGAAUGGAAUCCGGAAGGACGUGGAAAUGAGAAAAGUCUAUCACCAUGGAGAUAAUGUAACUUUUGAGUGUGAAGAGGGGUAUACUCUGAAAGGUAGUCCCCAGAGCCAGUGCCAGGCAGAUAACACGUGGGACCCUCCUCUGGCCAUAUGUGCAUCUAGCACACAUGAUGCCCUCAUAGCUGGCAUUUUCUUUGGCACGAUCUUCUUUCUUUUACCCAUCAUCGUGGCCGGUUGGAUAAUUGUAAAGCACAAACAAGGCAAAACUACAGAUGAAAAACGUAAGGAGAGUAUCCAUUUACAUCCUCAAGAAGAGAGCGGUGUAAGUCCUCAAACUGUGCAAACAAAUCAGGAGAACAGCAGUGUCCUUCCUUGACAAAGUAUAUAAAGCUGGAGAACACCUCGAAUUAAAACGUUGGUCGGGAAGGAAGCGAUUCAUUUCAACAGAAUAAGAUGUGAAACGCAUAAAAUCCCAACUGGAAGUGACCUCACAGAGAUGCAAGCAUGUGCACUUGAAGAUGCCGAAAUGCCUCCAGAAUCUAGAAAAAGCUCCCUCCUCUUAGUUUGGAUUACUGUCACCCCUUCACCCUCUGUCCUUGUGCUCAAAGCACACACCAUCCAUUUAGGGGAAAAGACUGCCCUUGGGCUAUAUAAAUAGCCUCACUUACUUAAAGGACAAAGGUGUUGCCUAGGAUCUUGGUUUACCAGUUUGUAUUUUCUUUCUUAUUUUCAAAUGUCCAUACUAUGGAAUGGGCUCAUUAACGAGAAUUUGAAAAUCCAGAGGGACGAUGUGAAAAAAAAGUCACAUAGAAUUAUACUACUCUGUGAUAACCGCUGGUAAUAUUUUGAUUUUUCUGCUAACCUUUGAUUUUUUGCUAACCUUUCUUCAUGUAUGUUUCUUUGUACACAAGUCUUACUUAAAUAGUUAGGUUUUCUGUUAUAGAGCAAAAUCUCCUCCUAUUAGAUCUGAGUAAAAUAUAGCUAUAUCAGUUUUUACUUUCCUUAGAAAAAAGAAUAUUUUCUGUGUAUUAAAAAAAACAUUAAAUGAUUCUGGAGAAGAGGUUUUCAAGAGAAAUAUCUGAAACAAUGAGUUUUGGAUAUCCCUAAGUUGAUUUUCAAAAGCACUUUUACUCUAUUCUUUACAAAAACAUAACUAUUUUAAAUAAAAGAAUAAUUUUAUUAUAAAAGCAAGUGGCUUACUUUUGUAUGGAUUCAGAAUACACUAAAUAAACUAAGAAACUAUGACUUUAAGAAGUUAAAAAAUUGGGGCUCCUGGGUGGCUCAGUCGGUUGAGCGUCCGACUUCGGCUCAGGUCAUGAUCUCACAGUUCGGGAGUUCGAGCCCCGCGCCGGGCUCUGUGCUGACAGCUCAGAGCCUGGAGCCUGCUUCAGAUUCUGUGUCUCCCUCUCUCUCUGCCCUUCCCUGCUCAUGCUCUGUCUCUCUCUAUCUCUCAAAAAUGAAUAAACGGUUAAAAAACAUUUUUUUUAAAAAGAAGUUAAAAAAUUAAUAUAUAAAUAAGUGGUCUUGGAGUCCUUAACUAGUCCACAUACUUACGGAUCAAAAAUUAUCUGGUGUGAUAUUAUGGGUCAUGCUAAUAAUCUAGAAAAUAUCAGAAUCUUCCUGGAUAUUUAACAAUAGAUUCGCAUAUGACUACUGCUAUCUACGUGUAAUCCUGGGUUUUAAGUUGCUUUUAGAGUGUAUUCUGCCAAAUUGACCUUGAUAAAUAUAAAGAGUGAGCCGAACAUCAACUGGAAGUUUUCUUUAAAAUCAUGGAAGGUAGGGAAAAACAGAAUAAGCAAAGUCAACUGACAAACCAGAAGAAAAAAUUACAGCUUAUAUCAUGGACAGGGGAAACAGGCAUAUUUAGAGAGUUAAAAAUUCAAAAACCAUCCCUCUCCAUUCCCCCUCCCUGCAAAAGGGCAAAAGAUAUACAGCCAGGUCACCAAAAGAAGAAAGGGAAGUGACCUAUGAAUAUAUAAAAAGAUCCUAAAUGGCUUUGCUUAGCUGGAACACAGGGAAAUCUAUUACAUCUUAAGCUUCUGAAGAAGUACAUUUUUUUUUAAUUUUUUUUAACGUUUUAUUUUUGAGACAGGGAGAGACAGAGCAUGAACAGGGGAUGGUCAGAGAGAGGGAGACACAGAAUCUGAAACAGGCUCCAGGCUCUGAGCUGUCAGCACAGAGCCCGACCCGGAGCUUGAACUCACGUACCGAGAGAUCAUGACCUGAGCUGAAGUCGGCCGCUAAACUAAGCCACCCAGGCGCCCCUGAAGAAGUACAUUUUAAAGGAGGGCUAGAAAAUAGUUGGGCACUGGGCUGUUUUAGAAUCAAAAUUCCCUAUCACAUGAAAAAAAUGUAAAUUCCUUUUUUUCCACCCAGCAUGAAGUAGGUCUGUGAGUAUUGUGGUUAACAACUAUCUGAUGCCUGGGACAUUUAAUUUCAAGAAAUUCAUGAGACUUUUUUUACCUGUGCAACAUUUAUAUAAGGGAAAUACUCUAUAUACUAAUUAUGGGUAAAAUACUGAAUUUCAAGUUUAAAAAUUUUUAAAUUAAAAAUUUUUAAAUACAAACUUUAUUUGUAUUCUUGAACAAUUGUGUUAACCUCUGGCCUUACAUUUUCCUUCUGAAAAGCAGGGGCUGGUCCAGCUGGUCUCCAAAGUUAUUCCUAGUGCUAAUAUUCUCUUUUUUCUCAUUUGCCUUUUGUGUACAUGCAAGUGUGAGGUGUACGUUAGUUUAAAUCUAUGACGUUUAAAUAAAAUGUUCUGUCUCCAUCAUUAUAAUAAGAAAGGGAUAAAAGAUUUUCCUUUCUAAAUCUACUUGUGGACUAUGGUUUGUAAUAUAUUUACAUUUUAAACCUUCACAAGCCAAGAGGAAACAAAAGGAGUAUGUGUUCCUUCUAAGAAAUGCCUUCCUUUCUGCACUUGAUUGUUUUAGAAUCCCGGGGCAGGUAAUGGCUUACCACAGGAAUGCCCUCGCUGGUAAGAGCUAAAUAAGAAGGUCAACUGAAUGGCAGGUGUUUACCAGAUACAAAGGGCGGUGGCACAGCCCCCAGGGCCAACAUCAGCAAGAUGGUUGAACCAUCCUGUUUAGCCAUCCUCUUUCGGGUUUUCACAAACGCCUCGUGUGUAAUUCACCAUGGCAGCGGAAAGCCUCUCCUGAGAGCACUCACAGGCCCAUUCCUGCUGCUAGCCCGACCUCUGAUAAGCGCGAUGGAAACAGACUAAUUUAGGAGGCCAGGGAUCAUCCAACAUGACGAUUUAUUUUCCAGAAGUUGGCCUGUGUUUAAUGACAGCCUCACACACCUACCUCCUCCCCACUGGCCUUCACAGUCUGAAAGGAGAUGUAGCACGUAGCUCCAAACCUGGUCUACGCACAGGCAUGUUCUCCGUGCUCUCCUCUCCUGCACUUCAGCAGUGUGACAGAAUCUCCAGGGGGAGCGGCAGAAACCAUGAGUGUUUACUCCCCUGCUUCACUCAAAGCCUGGACUCUUGAGUGCCAUUCCCGUCAGGGCUUCAAGGAGUUCACUGUCGACACUCUCCCUUUGAACCAAGUCACUAAAACGAUCUCAAGGCUAAGGGACAGACAGCAGCUCUGCUUCGUAACACAGCUUGCAGUGCCCGAUCCAGGAACGGUUUGUGUGCACACAGUUGUAGCUCAUUCCUUUUAGAGGCAAACCCCACUUUGCUCCCAGUAUCUUAAAAUUCUUACAACAAAAUCUCUCAGAGCUUCCCCGGCAUUUGGUAAAUCCAUGGUGGCGGAGAAUUGGCAGAGGCAUGU